Messenger RNA from Humulus lupulus (European hop), 854 nucleotides. Its product is annotated as calmodulin-like protein 8. Lineage: Eukaryota; Viridiplantae; Streptophyta; Magnoliopsida; Rosales; Cannabaceae. The record is from RefSeq and is a predicted model, not a curated record. The transcript has 4 exons. Gene Ontology annotation, molecular function: enzyme regulator activity; calcium ion binding. The coding region runs from base 130 to 624 and encodes 164 amino acids.
GCUAAGAUUGAGCAAUACUCAACAAUAUCAUAACAUAUACUAUUACUAUUACCCUUUCUCUCCCUAUCCUCUCUGUCUUUCUCUCUCUAUCUUUCUCUCCAAAAGGUUGAGUGUUCUGAUUAAGUUUUCAUGGGAAAUAACAUGGCAGAUGUACUAAGUGAGGAACAGAUUGUUGAGUUUAAAGAAGCUUUUUGUCUUUUUGACAAGGAUGGAGAUGGUGAGUUUUCUGCUAUCUCCUCAAUUAUUGGUUGCAUUACCAUUGAAGAAUUAGCAACUGUUAUCAGGUCACUGGAUCAAAAUCCAACUGAGGAAGAGCUUCAAGACAUGAUAAGUGAGGUUGAUGUUGAUGGAAAUGGUACCAUAGAAUUUGCAGAGUUCUUGAACUUAAUGGCUAACAAAAUGAAGGAAACUGAUGCGGAAGAGGAGCUAAGAGAGGCUUUCAAAGUGUUUGACAAGGACCAAAAUGGAUAUAUUUCUGCUAAUGAGUUGAGACAUGUGAUGAUAAACCUUGGAGAGAAAUUAACAGAUGAAGAAGUGGAACAGAUGAUUAGAGAGGCUGAUUUGGAUGGUGAUGGUCAAGUUAACUAUGAUGAAUUUGUCAAGAUGAUGAUGACAAUUGGAUAAAAAAAAAUUCUUACCCAACAAAAUUUCAUUAAACUCCAUCCUUAUUCCCCUUUUAAAAAAAGAUUAUGUAUUAAUGUUCUUUGGUUUGUUGUUGUUGUUUAGUCCAAUUAUGAUGUCAAUGACCACAAUGUAGAAUGACUUGCAAAACUACACCUUGAUUUGUUCAACUUGUUCCAUAUUGUAUUAUUUUUGCUUUUUAGUUCAAUAUAGUUUGUGUACCUUUUUAUUUA